AUGGCACCGUUGACGAUCCUUGUUGCUUCAUACACUGACUCGAUCUACACGCUGUCCUUUGAUCCAACACCAUUGACAGGAUCUCCGACACUUGAGCUCCUCGCUCGAACGCCCGUUGGGCACCAUCCGUCAUGGAUCGCAUCUCAUCCGUCCGAUAAAUCCCUCAUAUAUACAGGGCUCGAACAGGCAGAUGGAGAGGUCGUCGCGAUCAAGUAUGGAAGGGAUGAAACCGUCGAGGGAGGAGACGUGGUGGCCAGGGCCAAGAGUGGUGGUGCAGACCCUUGCACCCUUCUUGUCACGGAAGAUGAGCUUAUCAUUGGAAAUUACUCCUCGGGCACAAUCGCGACCCUUCCGAUAUCAACAUCUGUCCCUUACAUACUCUCACCAAACCCAUGGACGCUUUCUAUGCCCUUUGAGCAUCAUGUAGGACGAAACAAAGCUCGUCAAUCAUCAUCCCACCCCCAUCAGAUCAUCUUCAAUCCACUGAACCAAACGGAGAAAGAGCUCCUGGUCCCAGAUUUGGGUGCAGAUAAGGUCUGGAGACUCACCAAACAAAGCGACGGCAAGUGGACAAUUUGUGGUUAUAUCGACUUCGAAGCAGGGGGUGGCCCACGACAUGUCGCAGCUCGAGGAACCACCCUUUACACGCUGCUGGAGCUCACCUCAAAGCUUGCUGUACACACAUUCCCUCCGCUUCCAGCGCCUCCAAUUCCUCUUACAUCUCUGUUCACUCUUUCUGCGUUACCGAUACCGGAUACCAUGAUCGCAGCAGAGAUUCUACUACCCGAACCAAACGCAUCCUUCCCUGAAACAUUCAUCUACACGUCGAACAGAAAUGACCCUCAUGCAGAGGGUGAUACUAUUGCAAUAUUCUCUCUUGCCGCCGGAGAGGGCCAGCCAGAGCUUGUGAACGAAGUGCGUACGGGGCUAAACCAUGUCCGGGCUAUGGCGUUUGGAGGUGACGAAGAUAAGUAUCUGGUUGUGGGUGGUGCAGAAGGUGGUAGAGUGAAGGUAUUUGAAAGGAUUGAUGGUGGCAAGGGACUUGAAGAAAUCGCGAAGCUCGGUGCAGGCGUUGUAGGAUGUCCCACUGGCUUCUUGUGGUAUUGA
Molecule: messenger RNA, 1107 nt
Organism: Suillus subaureus
Lineage: Eukaryota; Fungi; Basidiomycota; Agaricomycetes; Boletales; Suillaceae
Product: Lactonase, 7-bladed beta-propeller-domain-containing protein
Exons: 3
Coding region: 1-1107 (368 amino acids)
Molecular function (GO): protein binding; 6-phosphogluconolactonase activity
Source: RefSeq, a predicted model, not a curated record